GGCACCGAUCGCAAGGGGCGCUCCGCCCUCCCGGACGCGGUCGCUAUGGUAACCAGUCUUCGCUUCCAAGGAGUUCUAAGCAUGGUAAUCAUCAGUGAAAAUUCAUGAAUUUGAGCAAGGCAGUGCACUAAGCAGGAGAGACAAAGAGCUGAAAAUGGCAAAAAGAGAAACAAAUGAUCAUGAAGCAUCACUUCCUCAGUCUUCUUUAUCACCCUUGACUAAAGCCAUGGAGGUAUCACAGCAGAGCAACGGUGAAGGCACCAUCAAUGGAGAUGCCAUUCACCCAAUUUACAAACGAAUUUCAAAAGAUUUACCAAGAGAGUUUAUGUCAUCCCAGGCAAAAGCAGUUAUUAAAACUACUGAAGAUUAUUUGCUGCCUCAGUUUGGCCCCAACAGACUUUUGCAUUCAGCGGCAGUAUCAGAAGGGUCAGGACUUCAAGAUUGCUCCACACAUCAAACAGCAUCAGAUCAUAGCCAUGAUGAAAUAUCAGACCCAUAUAGCUACAAAUCAAACAGUAAAAACAAUUCUUGUUUUAUAUCAGCAUCCAAGAGAAACAGACCUGUCAGUGCUCCAGUGGGUCAACUGAGAGUUGCAGAGUUCUCUUCUUUAAAAUUUCAGCCAGCCCAGAAUUGGCAUAGAUUGUAUCAAAGACACAAACGUCAUCCCAGAGUGAUUACAGUAACAGCUUACAAAAAUGGAUCUAGAACAGUCUUUGCCAAAGUUACAGUACCAACCAUCACCUUGUUGCUGGAGGAGUGCACAGAAAAGCUGAAUCUGAACAUGGCCGCACGACGAGUGUUCUUGGCAGACGGCAGUGAAGCCCUCAAACCUGAAGAUAUACCCCGUGAAGCCGACGUUUAUGUUUCAACAGGAGAGCCCUUUUUAGAACCAUUCAAAAAAAUUAAAGACCAUCUGUUGUUAAUGAAGAAAGUAACAUGGACAAUGAAUGGGCUGAUGCUUCCUACUGAUGUUAAAAGACAGAAAACCAAGCCUGUUCUUUCUGUUAGAAUGAAGGAACUUACUGAGAAGACCUCAGUCCGAAUUCUCUUCUUUAAGAAUGGCAUGGGGCAAGAUGGACAUGAGAUUACAGUGGGAAAGGAAACAAUGAAAAAGGUUUUAGAUACUUGCACAAUGAGAAUGAACCUAAAUUCGCCAGCCAGAUAUCUUUAUGAUUUGUAUGGCAGAACAAUUAAAGAUAUUUCAAAAGUUUCUCUGCUUGAAAAAUGCCUGCAAAAUUCCAUCACACCUUUGCGGGCACCAGUUUGGGUCUCUGAGGGAGAAGGUUUCAGCCCCUCAGGAGCUAAGAUGUACAUCCAAGGAGUUCUUUUGGCCUUGUACCAACGACUAAAAUCUGCAAAAAAAUAUUAUACACAGUUGAACCUGGCUUUACAUGAACAGAAAGAAAAAAUUACUGAAAAAGUAAUUCUUUCAAUGACAGCAAAGGAACACCAUAAGGCACAAGAAGAAGUGAGCAGGCUGAUUGAUGAAUUGCAGACAGCUAUCAAAAGCAACAGAGGUCAUCUCUCUAAACUUGGCCCCCAAUUACAGGCUGAGCAGGAGCAAUUCUCCUCUUAUGUCUACCAACACAUUAAAAGCCUUCCAGCAAACACUCUUAUCCCAGGAGGCCUGCAGCUCAAGAUAUUUGAAAGUGGUAAAGGCACUGGAGAGAUCUCUGUUUGCAUCAGCAAAAAAGACCUGGAGUCUAAUAGCCCAACUCAAACUGGUGAUAUGAUGGAAAAAUUACUUCUCCAGAUUCAUCAAAGGCUUAAAGAAUCUCCUAUGAACUCAUCAGGCCUCAGUUUUUCUUCAAUCCGGCUUUUUAAUGAGCAUGGUCAAGAAAUUAAGAAUCCACUUGUGCUGAAGAAUGAGCAAAAAAUUUGGGUCUCUUAUGGUAAAGCAUACAGAUCUCCACUUACACCUGUUUUGAGUCUCACCUUUGACCAGGUGACUGCAUUUGACAGAGAUGGCAUUACAGUUGUGUAUAAAACCUUCUUGGAUCCUAAUGCUGUUCUGCUACCUGGAUGUGACAAUUGGGAAGUUUGUGAGAGAUUUCCAAUUAAUAUCAACGGUACCAGUCAACAGAUACCUGAUCAAUUUGAAAAGGUGGACUUGGAGAAUCAUUUCCUACAGAACAAGGUGGAUCCCAGUAUUGUCCUGCAUGCCUCUGUUUCCAUCCGAAAGCGGAGCUCCACAAGCAGGGAAGUGAGCAGUGGAGGUCAGACAGUGCCAUCGAUCCUGUGGCCUGCAGCCAGCGUGUGGCUGAUCACGAAGACGGGAAUGAUCCUGAGCCGGGUGAUAACGCAGGGCUGCCUAGCUAUUGGUCAUCCAAUCAGAGUCAAGGCUGCUGAGGGAACAUCACUAGAAGGAUAUAAAUUAAUCCUACAGAAAAGACAUAAAGGAGAUAAUUCUCAGAAGUGGGUGUUUGGAACCGACAGCUGCAUUUAUUCUAAGGCUUAUCCUCAGUUUGUUCUGACCUACCUAGAGGAGCUAACUGGACAAGUGGAUGUGACCCAGACAGAGUAUCCCAUUCACCAUGGUGCCUGGACUACAACUCAUCAGAAACAUGGUAGCAGCUUAGCAGAAGAGGUUCUGCAAGAAAGUGCCAGCAUCCCUGGUCUGAAGCAACUGCCAGAGCCUUCAGAUACCCAUUUAAUGCCAGAAGGUUCUCUUGGAGAGACAAAGCAGCUGACCGUGGCACUGGUGAGGAAACUGGAAGAGAAACAUCCUAAGGCUUCUGCUCAGAGGUGGGCCAUAAAACAUGAAGGGACUAAUAAGCCAGGCCAAUGGAAACAUUCCAAAGUUGAAAAUCCUCUCUGGAACAAGCUUACCUACAUGUGGCCAGUUCUUCCCAGUGGACAACUUAAUGAGGAGUUUGAUUGGCCAAUAGAAGGACUGCUUAUUCCAAACAGUCCUCCCAUGAGGAAAACCAUCUGUAAGACCCCGGAGCUGUGUGUCCCUGUGAGGCUCAGAGUUUUGCGGAACGGAGACAAGAACAAAAACAGAGCCUUUGUUAUAAUUGGUCCAGAUGUCUCACCUGGACGGAAAAUGCAAAAUGUUGACGUUGAAAGGAAAAAGAAUGCGAAAAACCACAUUACUAAAUAUUUUGAAACAGAAACAAUCCAGACUGAAUUUCACCAACUUUUGGAGAGGUGCACUGAAAUUUUAAAUUUACCUUCUGCAGCUCGGAGAUUGUUCAAUGAAAAGGGAAAGGAAAUCUUUGCCCUAAAAGACCUUCAAAGGGAUGAACUGGUAUAUGUUUCAUGUGGAGAACAUUGGAUCAAUCCUGAUGUGUCCAUUGCUCAGCAAAAGAAGCAAAUCUUCCUGAGGAACUUAGCAUCAGAUAUUUAUAAAAUUCAAGCUUUCUGCAGUAUACAUAAAAUAGAGGCUCUUGUUUUAGAAGUCCAAAGUGACAUUGUAUCUGGAGCCAAGCUUGCUGUGCAUAAACCUGUAGCAAUUUUUGGAGAAGAGAAGCAAAUGAUAGGACCAAAGGAAAAGCAAAUGCAAAAAAAUGCUUUAACCACGGAAAAGGCUUUCAGUGAAGUUCUAGAUUCACAUGCAAGAGCCCAUCUCCGAAUGAAAGCUUGUCACACACUUCUCAGGUACACCUGGCAGGAAACUCCUCAGGACUUUGAUGAGGAUGACAGUCUUCCAAAGAAAAUGGAAGAAGAACUCUUUGAAAAUGAGGAAUCACUGAAGAAAUACAGCCAUUCUCCAAAGCAGAAUAAAUUGCAGAAGCUUUGCCACCAGCAGUUUGAAUACAGAAAUGGGCAAAUUAUAAGCUGUGCCGCUCCUCAGCUAGUUUUGGGAGUUCGAGGCCCUGAUGUGCGCUCAGGCAUGGAGGUAGUUUUGGUGGAGAAAAAAGUGGAUGAUUGUCAUCAACGGUGGAUGCACAAGGAAGGCAGCAGGACCUUUCACCUGGUGGGUAACCCAGACCUUGUGCUGGCAGUGUCUAUGACCAAAACAAGAAAUGAAGUCUGUGGCUAUCCAGUUAUUGUUCAGAAAUAUAAACCAUAUAACAAUGGGACGGCCAAUCAAAAGUGGAAUUUUGUGGAAAACAUCAAAGCUUUUAUGGCCUUUUAUAGCACUGCACUGGAUAAGGAGAUCACAGCAGCAAAUUAUGCUGGUAUUUGUACAUCCUCUGUGAUUAAAGGGGAAAACAUUGAUCAACCAGGAUACUAUUAUGUCUCACUCACUGGAAAGAACAAAACAAUGCUCUGCUUAGCAUGUGGACGAUCCCUGAGAGCAGAGAAGGGGCUGAAACCAUUGCUUCCAGGGCUACCAUUCUUCUGUGCCUCAGGCUCCAAGACCCGGAAGCCGCUCUCACGAGGGCCUUUCAAGGUCAUCAGUGUGGCAAAGGCUGAUUUAUCUUCUUAUGAGGCUGAGAAAACACUAAGUUAUUAUGAAGAACGUCUGUUAUCUUUACGGAUGAAGACCUGCACGCAAGUUGUAUCUCGUAGUGGUAUGGCAGCUACGCACCAGCAGGCGGUGAAAAUAAUUGCAUACAAAAAUGGAGAUGGAUAUCGAAAUGGGAAGUUAAUUGUGGCUGGAACAUUCCCCACACUUCUUACAGAAUGCACGGAGCAACUUGGUCUCCCCAGAGCAGCCUCCAAAGUAUAUGUCAAAGAUGGGACCACGAUCCUUUCCUUACGUGAUUUGGUUUUAUGGGCACUAGAAGAAUCUUUUAUCCAGAGAAACACUGAGAAACAAAAGAAAGAGGCAGUCCCAAUUCGAACAAAGGAGACAACAAUUACAAGUAUGAAAGAAAACCCAAGAAUGAAAGUGAACACCAAAUUGUUUCCAAAGUCUGUGACAUCUGAUAGUUUGGAUGGUAUAGAUAAGUCUUUGCUUACUCUUGUCCUCAGAAAUCCCAUUGCCAUCUGGGUAUCUUGCGGUGAACCAUUUCUAUCUCCGAAGGCUUUGCAGAAAGCAGAAAAGUUAGAAAAACGGAACUGGCUAAAAAAGGACAAAAUUUUGGCUGAUCUAGACACCAUGAAACACAAAAUGAGACAGUUAAAAGGGCGGCGAGUAGCAGCAUGUCAGCCGGCCUCCAUGGUUCCCAACAAAAGCCCCGUGCAGCCGGUGGUGGUGGAGGGAGGCUGGACUGAGCAGACUCAAGAGGAAAUUAAACUCAUGGAACUCAUAAGACAUACAGAGGCGCACCUUUUAGCAGUUCAAGAACUGCAAGCCGAGAGAAAUCCUCCAGUUGAAACUAAACCUAUCGCCCUAGGGCAGAGCAGCCUGUAUAAGCAACCGGAUGCAAAACGAGUAUGGAUUUAUCUAAACGGAGGCAGACCUGAAGAAGGCACUUAUGCCUGGGGCAAAACUAUUUCAGAGCUGCUGGAUGACUGCUCCUUUCGUCUUAAGCUGGCCCGCCCAGCCAGAGCCCUGUACACCCCUGAUGGAGAACCAGUCCUCUCGUGGGACGGCAUAGAGAGGGACAUGGUCAUCUGCGUGUCCACAGGACCUGGCUUUAUAACUCAAGGAGAGUUAAAGCAACUGAUGGAGGUCAGAGCGAAUUAUGCCAGAAUCCGAAGGCAGCAGGGCCCUGAAGCCACAAACAUUGUGGUGUCACAACCUGACAAGCUGCAGUUUCCGGAAAGAAAACUUUCUUCACCUACUUGCAAACAGAGGGAUGUGACAGAAAAGCCAAUCAUUCAGAUUGCCGAAGACUCGAAUUUAGGAAAAUCUCCUUCUAUGAAAGAAAUCUAUGUGGUUCAUUUAGAAAUUCAGUCUUAAAAUUUAUCUUUCAAAAUAACUGGAUUUUUCACGGACUGAUUUUGAAGAAUUACCAACACUACAAGUUAUUUAUAAAUUAAUAAGAAGGCAUAUAAUAGUCAAAUGCAGCAUUAGCCAUAGAGACUUCAUAUUCUAGUGAAAUCUUGUAUCUAUUAUCUAGUUUUUCCAGUCUACAGAGAGGCCUGUUGGAAAAAGUUGCAUAUAUAUUGAACACAUGUUUUGUCUCCCCACUAGAUAGCAAGUGCCUGGAGGGCAGAGACCCUUGUUUUUUGUUUACUCGGGACAGGGCUCUGCCCAUAAAGACUCCGUGUGAAUCCAGCAGUCCCAGUGCCAGAAAAAGGUUACGGGAAGGUGAGGCGAAGCCACCCUCCGCUCUUGUGCUGGACCACAGGCUGAAAUUACAACAGGACAGUGGGGAUAGAAGAUCUGCUUUAUAGAAUUUCAUUUCAGUCAGCUGUUCAGGAGCUAUAUCCUCAGAGUCAAAUUAAAUCGAGUUAUAGUUGGAUAGACCUUUCUGCUUUUCAGGGGCAAGAAACACUUCUCAAAAUUGCACAAACAAAAUAAAUGUGA
This is a messenger RNA of Ailuropoda melanoleuca (giant panda), 6307 nucleotides long. RefSeq names its product doublecortin domain containing 1 (gene DCDC1). The transcript has 40 exons. Gene Ontology annotation, biological process: intracellular signal transduction; regulation of mitotic cytokinesis. The coding region runs from base 155 to 5737 and encodes 1860 amino acids. Gene Ontology annotation, molecular function: microtubule binding. The record is from RefSeq and is a predicted model, not a curated record. Lineage: Eukaryota; Metazoa; Chordata; Mammalia; Carnivora; Ursidae. Gene Ontology annotation, cellular component: midbody.